This is a messenger RNA of Cricetulus griseus (Chinese hamster), 781 nucleotides long. Lineage: Eukaryota; Metazoa; Chordata; Mammalia; Rodentia; Cricetidae. The record is from RefSeq and is a predicted model, not a curated record.
UGCUCAAUGUGACCGUCACCCACAGCAAUGAUCGAUAUGAACUUCUUGUUACCCCACAGCAGGAUCAUAGUGAACCAAUUGUCCAAGACCUAGCUGAGCUUGUUGAAGAGGCCACAGGGGUUCCGGUACCUUUUCAGAAGCUCAUAUUUAAGGGAAAAUCUCUAAAAGAAAUGGAGACACCAUUGUCAGCACUUGGAAUACAAAAUGGUUGCCGAGUCAUGUUAAUUGGAGAAAAGAACAAUCCUGAGGAAGAGCCUGAGUUAAAGAAGCUGAAAGACCUGGAGGUAUCUGUAGAGAAGACAGCUGACCACCUGGAAGAGCUUAAUAAAGAGCUUUCUGACAUUCAGCAGGGUUUUCUGGCUAAGGAAGUUGAAGCAGAGGUUCUUUACAAACUUGAUAGGAAAGUAAAGGCCACAAUUGAGCAGUUCAUGAAGAUCUUGGAGGAGAUUGACACAAUGGUACUACCAGAAGAUUUUAAAGACAGCAGGCUAAAAAGGAAGAAUUUGGUAAAAAAGGUUCAGGUGUUCCUAGCUGAGUGUGACAUGGUGGAGCAAUACAUCUGCCAAGAGACACAGCGACUGCACUCUUCAGACUUUGCCCUUGAUGAAUGAAGUGCGGUAGAGAGUGGCUAUGCUGACCUGAAGUGCAGCUUCACAGCUCUGCCCUGUCUUGAACAGAAGCUGCUUGUUUCUUCCGGGCUGCCAGAGGCAACUGGCCAAAUGUCACUUUCCCUACUUCUCCAUCGGUUCUGAAUGAAAAAGUACUGUCUUUGCAACCUGAA